Cuscuta campestris is the source of this 1947-nucleotide messenger RNA. The record is from the annotation of a GenBank genome assembly. NCBI's taxonomy places the organism in Eukaryota, Viridiplantae, Streptophyta, Magnoliopsida, Solanales, Convolvulaceae.
AAAAAUUUCAACUUCUUUCAAAAAAAAAAUAUUAAAAAUUGAAGUAGAAAAGAGGGAUGCAUUUUCGUAGGAGAAGAGAGGGGAAGGGAAAAUUGGAAGGGGAUGGGCAAUUGGGCACGGCGUUAGCAGAAACUCGUCAAACCAUUUUGGUGGCGCCUAAAGACGAUAGAGAGAGUACUCGCGGUUGUUAAUUUCGCGCCAAAAUUCCGCCAUUUACCUUUCCCAAUUCACUAGCACGUCUCUCCGUCCAGAAACCCUAAGUGGAGAGUGAGGUCAAGUGCUAACUCGAAUCUGUUUCACCGUCUGCAGCAGCAAAACAAGGAUCGGAAAGGGGUCAGAUUUGAAAAGAAAUGAGAGGCGGUACAGUUCAGAUUAAUUGGCACGAUACUAAGCCGAUCUUGACGCUAGACUUCCACCCCAGGACCGGCGUCCUAGCCACCGGAGGCGCCGAUUACGACAUCAAGUUAUGGAUAAUAAGUUCGAGUGAAGACCAAAAGAAAGCUCCGGGAGUUACAUAUAAGACCAGCCUCGUUUAUCACAGUUCUGCCAUAAAUGUGAUCCGCUUUUCUCCUUCGGGGGAACAUCUUGCUUCUGGUGCAGAUGGCGGUGAGCUGUUGUUGUGGAAGUUGCAUUCUGCAGAUGGUGGUGAAGUAUGGAAAGUCCUGAAGUCAUUAUGCUUUCAUCGUAAGGAUGUAUUGGACUUGGAAUGGUCUAAAGAUGGCUUGUAUCUGAUUUCUGGAUCUGUCGAUAAUUCCUGUAUCAUAUGGGAUGCAAACAAAGGUUGUGUUCAUCAGAUUCUUGACGGGCAUUUCCACUAUGUUCAAGGAGUUACAUGGGACCCUUUAUCCAAGUAUGUUGCUUCACUCAGCUCAGAUAGAUCAUGUCGUAUAUACAUAAACAAGCCAUCUAAAAGUAAAGGAGUCGAGAAGAUGAAUUUUGUUUGUCACCAUGUUGUAGCCAAGAUAGAUGCAGAGACAGUAGACGAGUCUAAGGCUGUUAAAAGUAAUCUUUUUCUUGAUGAGACACUGCCAUCAUUCUUCCGGAGAUUGUCCUGGUCACCUGAUGGAUCAUUUUUACUUGUACCUGCAGGUUCUUACAAAUGUUCCUCGGCUUCUGCACCUACAAAUACUGCUUUUGUAUUCUCUAGAAAUGAUCUAUCAAGACCUGCUUUGAUACUUCCCGGUGCCAGCAAACCCGUCGUAGCAACACGUUUCUGUCCAGUGGCUUUUAAUUUGCGGGGUUCUAAUUCAUCCACCUCGACAUUCUUCAAGCUUCCACAUCGCCUUGUUUUUGCGGUGGCAACUUUGAAUUCACUAUACAUAUACGACAUGGAGGGCGUUGAACCGAUAGCAAUCAUAGCUGGAAUUCAUUAUGCUGCCAUAACUGACAUUGCAUGGUCACCCAAUGGGAAAUUCCUAGCUCUUUCUUCUCAAGAUGGCUACUGCACUCUCUUAGAGUUUGAAAAUGAAGAAUUGGGAACUCCUCUCUCAGCAUCAGAAGGAAAGAAUGUUGUUGGUGGUGACGUUUCACCCACGGUGGAGUACGUCACACCUCCCUAUGGCACAACUGCUGCAGAAGCAGAAGGCAGAAAAGCUGAAGAAGAGACAAUAGAGUUGAAAUCAGGAUGUGCAACUGCCACUUCUACAAUUCCCAUUAAGGCCACAAAAAAGCGCAUCACUCCCAUGGCCAUUGAUUAAUCAUAUAUAUAUAUAAUGACUAUCCCACAUAACCUUUCUCUUUUUUUCUCUCUCUUGGCAGGAAUGGUAUUUGUCUUUAACAUCUCUGUAGUUCCUGUUUCCUAAUGCUCAUUAUACAUAAAUAUAAUUAAUACAAUAUUCUUACUUGCAAUGGAGAGGAUAAAGACCAAAACACAAAAGGAAUUCUAUUCCUACAAGGAAACAAAUCACUAAAUAUGAACAAGGAAACAAAUCAAGAGCAAUCCCACUU